Messenger RNA from Fusarium sp. VM40, 1296 nucleotides. The record is from the annotation of a GenBank genome assembly. Lineage: Eukaryota; Fungi; Ascomycota; Sordariomycetes; Hypocreales; Nectriaceae.
AUGUCCACCGUGGCUACCCGCCUAGAGUCUCGCAAGUCGCUCCUUGGAGCCGACGCUGGCUUCGGCUACGGUCAUUCAUACAACAACUCCUACGGCGACGGCAGCUUCGCUCCAUCUCCAACUCCUUCUCCUCAGCCCAUUCCUCAGCCCGCUGCAUUCGCUCAGCCUGUCGAGCCCGCCUACAACCAGGGAUUCGCUUAUCGAGAAGGUCUUACUCCUUCUCUUCCCGCAACAAGCAUGAAGAAUGGCAAGAUAGAUUUCAUGAAGAGCCGAUGGCCGGCCUGCUUCAUGGCUGUUUCCUUACUGCAGGCCGUCCUCUGCAUUUGUUUUGAGGCUUACAUCUUUGGCAAGUUCCAGAUCAACCUUGGUGCACAUAACUCCGACCCCAAAGUCCAGUCUCAAUACAAGACAAUUCCUACCUUCUUGACGCUUUUCAUUUUCGGUUUCCUGUAUACACUGGUUGUCGUAUGGGAUGCUCUCCGCCAAAAGAACACUAUUCAAGUCAUUGGUGUCUGCUUCUCUAACCUCGCCCUCAUGGUUUACACCACUAUCCAGGUGGAUCAAAUUUCCGAGGCCUUUGAUAUCCUUCAGGCGAACAACGCUCUUUCGCCAGACAUCACCGCGGCACAACUCUGGCACGAUGUCAAGCCGUACCUUGUCGCCAUUCCAGGCAUUAUCGCCUUGGCUACCCUUGUUAUGGGCUUCCUUUCUUGGAAAAUCUACCAAGAGUACGCAUGGGAUAUUCUCAAGAACAUUGGUGCUGAUUAUCGCAUGAAGAAGCGAUUCCUCCACUACCAGAUUUACAUCGCUCUGCUGAAAUUCGAUUUCUUCUUCUUCCUCGGUUUCAUUGUCCAGUUCGUCGUUGUCGUCGCCGAUAAGAAUGAUCCUGAAUUCGCCCUGACCAUUGUCACCAUCCCCAUCACCAUCCUCAUCCUUCUCCUUGCCGCUUUCUUCACCCGCCGAGAGAACAAGAUCGGUAUGGUGUGUAUCAUCGUCCUCUAUUUCGGAGGUCUAAGCUACUUCAUCUUCAAGCUGGUCCGAAUUUACCAGCCUGGACACAAGCAAAACUAUGAAGCCGUUCGGCGAUCAUUGACCGCCUUCGCCGUCAUCACCAUCCUCCUCAUCCUCCUUACCAUUACCAACGCCAUUGUGUGCAUACGGAACUUUGGUAAGGGCCUGAAGCCCCACCUCCAAGCUUUGUCUCGAAAGCGCAAGGUUGAGGAGAAGCCUGACGUCAACUCCAUCAACAUGCAGGACGUCAAGCCUCAGAUCCCCAGCCGUAUGACUAUCGAUUAA